Messenger RNA from Zootoca vivipara (common lizard), 1962 nucleotides. The record is from RefSeq and is a predicted model, not a curated record. Lineage: Eukaryota; Metazoa; Chordata; Lepidosauria; Squamata; Lacertidae.
GCGAAGAGGAUCCGGGGCUAAGCCAGCCUCCCGGCCGGCCGAAGAAAACAGCGCCUGCCUAGCUGGCGGGGCUGGUGACGUCCGCGGAGUCACCGCCGCCGCCGCUGCUGCUGCCGCCGCCGCCCACCGGGGUCCCUAUCCCCGACCUCCAGCCGGGGAGCCGCCAUGUGGUUCUUCUCCCGGGACCCGAUCCGGGACUUCCCCUUCGAGGCCGUCUCGCCUCCGGAGCCGCCGCCGCUGCCCUUGCCGGGGGGAUCCUGGCUACUGCACCGCGGCAGGAGGAAGGCCACGGGGGAACCAGUGUCUCUGUUUGUGUACGACGUGAAACCCGGCCACGAAGAACAGACUCAGAUCGCCAAGGCGGCCUUCAAACACCUCAAAACCCUACGGCACCCCAAUAUCCUGUCCUACAUUGACGGGUUAGAGACGGAGAAAUGCUUGCAUGUGGUGACGGAGCCAGUGAUGCCACUUCCGGCCUACCUGGAGUCCAGAGGCGAAGGGCGAGAGUUGAGUGAGCUGGAGAUCUCGUGGGGCCUCCAUCAGAUUGUGAAAGCCCUCAGCUUCUUGGUCAACGACUGCCACCUCAUCCACAACAACAUCUGCCCCGCGGCCAUCUUUGUGGACCGUGCUGGCGAGUGGAAGCUGGGAGGUUUGGACUACAUGUGCCCUGCUCAGGGGGAUGCUGCCGUGCUGAGGAAAGGGGUCCCUGAGCUGGAGAAAUACGACCCUCCAGAGUUAGCCGACAGCAGCAAGAGCGUUGGAGAAAAAUGGUCAGCAGACAUGUGGCGUCUUGGCUGCAUCAUCUGGGAGGUCUUCAAUGGCCCCCUGCCUCGGUCAUCUUCCCUCCGGUCUCUUGGCAAGAUCCCCAAGUCUUUGGUCCCCCAUUAUUGCGAGCUGGUGGGUGCCAACCCCAAGCUGCGGCCCAACCCGGCCAAGUUUCUGCAGAACUGCCAGGGGCCGGGGGGCUUCAUGGACAACAGCUUUGUGGCGACCAACCUCUUUCUGGAGGAGAUCCAGAUUAAGGAGCCCGCGGAACGGCAGAAGUUCUUCCAGGAGCUCAGCGCGAACCUCGACUCCUUCCCCGAGGAUUUCUGCCGCCACAAGGUCCUCCCGCAACUGCUGACGGCGUUUGAGUUUGGCAGCGCUGGGGCUGUCAUCCUCAUCCCACUCUUCAAGGUGGGGAAAUUCUUGAACACCCAGGAAUACCAGCAAAAAAUCAUUCCCGUCAUUGUGAAGAUGUUCUCCUCCCCAGACCGGGCAAUGAGGAUCCGGCUGUUGCAACAGAUGGAGCACUUCAUCCAGUACCUGAACGAGCCCACGGUCAACACCCAGAUCUUCCCCCACGUGGUCCACGGCUUCCUGGACACCAACCCAGCCAUUCGUGAGCAGACGGUGAAGUCUAUGCUGCUGAUGGCUCCCAAGCUGAACGAGAACAACCUCAACGUGGAGCUCAUGAAGCACUUUGCCCGCCUGCAGGCCCGGGACGAGCAGGGCCCCAUCCGUUGCAACACCACCGUGUGCCUCGGCAAGAUCGGGCCCUACCUCAGCGCGAGCGUGGCGCACUUGGUUCCCCCACCAUUUAAUCCCCCAAACGACAACCCUGCGAGGUAGGUUAGGCUGGGAGGCAGGGACUGGCCCAAUGUCACCCAGUAAGCCUCAUGGCUGAGUGGGGAUUUGAACCGUGGUCUCCCAAGGUCCCAGUUUCUCAUUUAAUCCCCAGAACAAUAACCCUGUGAGGUAGGUAAGGCUGAGACUGGCCCCAAAGCUUCAUGGCCGAGUGGGGAUUUGAACCCUGGUGUCUUACAGGUGCGAUGGAAGAAGAUGGACAGGUUGUGCUGUGUUGUGAUUCCUGCGUCACAGAGGGUUGGACUAGAUGAUCCCUGUGGUCCCUUCCGACUCUACAGUUCUGUGAUUCUAUGACCCUUUUAUUUGCAGACGAGGCAGAGCGUCCUGAUCUCGGCC